Messenger RNA from Scutellospora calospora, 486 nucleotides. NCBI's taxonomy places the organism in Eukaryota, Fungi, Glomeromycota, Glomeromycetes, Diversisporales, Gigasporaceae. The record is from the annotation of a GenBank genome assembly.
AUGGAACCUAUAUAUAUUAAAUACGAUAGUAAUAAUAUAAAUACUGAUAAUUAUGAACCUACUAUUAAUUAUGAAUCUAAUGAUGAUUAUGAAUUCAAUGAUGAUGAAUCUAUUUACAAAGAGUCAGAUAUAGAAAUUCCAGUUGCUGAUUUAACAGAACCAAAUUCAUAUUCACCUUUUGAUAAUUAUGAAGUUAUUGCUACUCAAUCAUCUAAAUUAGUUAACAAUAAUAUGAACUCUAACUAUGAUAACGAUUCAUUAAUUAAUUUAAUUACUGAAAAUUUAAGAGUUGAAGAGAUUAGAUACUCUGCUUUGCCAAUAGAAUAUCUACCUACUUCAGAGCAAGGCCGUCCUAGUGGAGGUAGUAAUAUAAAAGUUUGGUGUACUUUUUUAGACUAUGAUGUACAUAAAUACUAUUCUACUUGUCAAGGUAUUAAACAAUAUGUAUUUGCAAGUGAUGAAAUUCAAAAUACUUUAUACAAAGAA